AUGUCGCACGGUAGUGACAGCAUUGAGUUGGAAGCCUCGGGCAAACAACAGCCUAUUCCUGUGAGCGUUGACGCUUCAGCUAGGCCGCCUGAGGGUUCCAACAUCUACAAUGUUACGCGAACGCCUUUUUGCUUUUUCGUUGACGUAUAUGGCAUUAUGGGAGGCUUCAUCAUCGUCUUUUACGGUGCCAUUUCCCAGGCUGCGUCGUUGGGAGAAAUGGCGUCCAUCCAGCCUGUCGCGGGCGCACAGUAUCACUGGACAUUUUAUAUGGCGCCUCCAUCGUUGAAGCGAUUCGCGACUUGGAUCCAAGGAUGGGCUACAUGGUUUGGCUACGUGUCGCUGUUGGCCGCUAUUGCGAACGUCACUAUCAUCCUCCUCGAGUCGAUGAUCAGCAUCAAUCAUCCCAAUUAUGUCGCCGGGGGAUGGCAUACUUCCGUUCUGGUCAUCGCCAUGUGUUUGGUCCAUGGGCUGAUGAACAUCUACGCCUUCAAGCUUAUUCCAUGGGUCGAGCUUGUCGCUGGUGUUCUACACGUCUGUCUCUUCGUCAUCUUUGUCGUUGUUCUUGUUGUUAUGGGGCCUCGAAACCCUUCGUCCUUCUGGUUGCAGCGCAACAUUUCUUCGGGAUGGGACAAUGAGUACAUCGCAUGGAACCUGGGCAUGCUGACCUGCGUCUGGAGCUUUACUGGCUUCGACAGUGCUAUCCAUAUGUCCGAAGAAACUCGAAAGGCCAAGUCUGCCGUCCCUCGCGCCAUGUUCUGGUCCAUCUUCAUGAACGGCGUGCUCGGCUUCAUUAUGGUCAACGUUCUCAUUUCCGCCAUGGGUUCCGUCGAAGACAUGCUUGAGCAACCCAGUCAGAUCCAGGCCAUCCUUCUCAACGUGACUGGCUCCAACAAAGCCACCACCGCCAUGAUUGCAGGUCUCUUCAUCAUCUCAUUCAGUGUCAACCUUGCCAAUAUUGCUUCUGUCUCUCGUCUGACCUGGGCCUGGUCUCGUGAUGGUGGUAUGCCUGCUUACUUUGCGUAUGUCAGCCCUACUCAUCGCGUACCUACACGCUCUAUCAUCCUCACCGUGUUCCUCGUCUGCGCUCUGAACCUUCUCAACAUUGGCAACACUUCCUACGUUGCUUUCGGUGCCAUUACAUCUCUCUCAUCUCUGGCUCUGUACCUGAGCUACGCUAUCGCCAUUGCCAGUAUUAUCUACGUUCGUCUCUCUGGAUCUACUAUCAAGCUUGGAGAGUGGAACCUUGGUCGUUUCGGCCUUCCUGUCAACAUCUUUGCUCUGAUUUAUACACUCUACGUCAUUAUCUUCCUCCCCUUCCCAUCAACUCUCCCAGUCACUGGUGAGAACAUGAACUACUGUGGUCCGGUCAUGGUAGCCGUCCUGGCUAUCGCUGUUGGGUUAUGGUUUACGCAUGCCAGAAAGCAUUGGAAUGGCCCCAACUUGACCAUUCUUGAGUUUGUUGUUGCCAACGCCUCAGAAUGA
This is a messenger RNA of Fusarium musae, 1482 nucleotides long. RefSeq lists its product as uncharacterized. The coding region runs from base 1 to 1482 and encodes 493 amino acids. The record is from RefSeq and is a predicted model, not a curated record. Lineage: Eukaryota; Fungi; Ascomycota; Sordariomycetes; Hypocreales; Nectriaceae. Gene Ontology annotation, biological process: transmembrane transport. Gene Ontology annotation, molecular function: transmembrane transporter activity. The transcript is spliced from 4 exons. Gene Ontology annotation, cellular component: membrane.